UAUCAACAAUGUUAAAAACGAAAAAAUUAUUUAUUUAAAAUUUAAAUAUUAAGAAAAUUAUCAAUUUUUCUCCAGAUUGACUCUGUUACAAAAUGUCUUACGACUUUAAGAAGGAAGAAGAUGUUAAGGAAUACAUAAAGAAUUUAGGAAUUGAAUAUAGAUUUGGAUGUUUCAGCGAAAACGAUCCUCAAAUAUGUCAGUUACUCGGUGAUUAUUUAGAAACCAUUGAAAACAAUCGAGAUAAAGCGGCCAGGAUAUUUAAAGAUAACUGUGACGAACGAAAUUUUGGACGUAGUUGCUAUAAGUACGCUGCCUAUUUGGAACAAAAAAAUUUGAAAAAUCUCAAACCUGUAAUGCCAGAGAUGAUUAAAUAUUUUAAAAAAGGUUGUGAAUAUCAUUGGUCUGAUGGGUGUUUUGCUGCUGGAAUGAAAUUACAUUAUCAUAGUGAUUCGAUAACUGAUGUUGACGAGAGAACAAAAAGUUUACUUGAGAGCCUACAAUAUUUGGAAAAAGCUUGCAAUAACCGGCAUUCAGAAGCAUGUUAUGUAGCUAGUAAUAUUCAUUUUACUGGUAUUAAAGAUAUUGGCUUAGAACCAAAUAAGCAAAAAUUUUUAGAAUAUUCAAUAAAAGCUUGCAAUCAAAAUGAAUUAAAAGGUUGUGUUAACGCAUCAAUUGUGUAUAAAAAAGGAGAUGGUGUACCCAUAGAUUUGGAACUUGCUCAAAAAUUUAAAGAGAAAGCAUUAGAUAUACAGAGACAAAUCAAAGAAGAAAAAGGCAUUACUUUUAGUUAGUACUUUUAUUAUUGAUUUGUUCAUUGUUAGUUAUUAUAAAAUUAUAAUUGUGAAUACUUUUGUUUAAAUAAAAUUAUUGUCAAUCCAGUAAUUUUAAACAAAAAUAUUGAUGUAAAUGUAAUGAUCAACUUGUUCUGUUUAAACUUUAAAUAAACUUUACCAUUAAUAUUUAAA
Molecule: messenger RNA, 965 nt
Organism: Sipha flava (yellow sugarcane aphid)
Lineage: Eukaryota; Metazoa; Arthropoda; Insecta; Hemiptera; Aphididae
Gene: Coa7
Product: cytochrome c oxidase assembly factor 7 homolog
Exons: 4
Coding region: 93-791 (232 amino acids)
Cellular component (GO): mitochondrial intermembrane space
Molecular function (GO): protein binding
Source: RefSeq, a predicted model, not a curated record